CUCCAUUUCCCGCGAUCCCUCGCGCACCGGAAGCGGUGUUGCGGCGCUUCCGCAGCGGCGGCCCAGGGCAGCAGCGGGAGGCGGCGGCGGCGGCGGCGGGAGGCGCUCCCGGUGGCGGCCAUGGACGUGACCGGGCCCGAGACUGACUGGCGCAGCACCAACUUCCGCCAGAAGCUCGUCAGCCAGAUUGAUGAAGCUAUGAGGAAAGCUGGUGUUGCCCAUAAUAAAUCUAGCAAAGAUAUGGAGAGCCACGUGUUUAUGAAGGCCAAAACAAGGGAGGAAUAUCUUUCUCUUGUGGCCAGACUUAUUAUCCAUUUCCGAGAUAUUCACAAUAAGAAAUCUCAAGCCUCAGUCAGUGAUCCGAUGAAUGCCCUGCAGAAUCUAACUGGGGGUCCCACGGCAGGGGCGCCUGGGAUGGGCAUGGCUUCCCGAGCUCAGGGAGCACCAAUGAGUGGGAUGACAGGCCUUGGUCCAAUGGCACAGCAGAUGAGUCUCCCAGGGCAGCAGCAGCCCCCUGGAACCUCAGGAAUGGCCCCUCAUGGCAUGCCUGGUGUCUCUACAGCUACUCAGCAGACUCAGCUUCAGCUUCAGCAGAUAGCUCAGCAGCAACAGCAGCAGCAGCAGCAAUUCCAGCAGCAGCAGGUGGCCCUGCAGCAGCAGCAGCAGUUCCAGGCGCAGCAGUCAGCCAUGCAGCAGCAGUUCCAGGUGCAGCAGCAGCAGGCGGCGGCCGCUGCCGUGGCCCAGCAGCAGCAGCAGCAACAGCAGCAGUUGCAGGCUGUCCAGCAGCAGCAGCAGCACAUGCUGAAACUGCAGAUGCAGCAGCAGCAAAACCAACAGCAGAUACAGCAGCAACAGCAGCAGCAGCAACUCCAGAGGAUUGCUCAAAUGCAGCAGCUGCAGGCAGCACAGGUCAUGCAGGCACAACAGCAGCAGCAACAGCAGCAGCAGCAACAGCAGCAGCAAAUACCACAACAACAGAUACAGCCACAGCCACCUCAACAAGUCAUGCAACAGCAGAUGCAACAGAUGCAGCAGCAACAACAGCAGCAACAGCAGCAGCAGCAACAACAGCAGCAGGUUGCUCAGGCACAACAGUCUCAACUUCCACCACAAUCCCAGCCUCAACCCCAGCCCAUGGUAUCUCAACCUCAGGCAAUCUCAGGACAAAUUCCCAGUCAGGUUAUGCCUGUUACUCUCACACCACAGCAGUUAAAAGCUAUGCAGGUAAGAGCUCAGCUGGUCCAGCAGCAGCAGCAGGCAGCAGCAGCAGUGCAAGCAGCUCAGGCCCAGGCUGCUCAGAUGGGAGCUUCAGGGCAGAUGAUCACCGCACCUAUGGCCCGAGGUGGGAUGCAAAUCAGACCACGGUUCCCGCCUACCACCGCGGUGUCUGCUACACCACCAAGCUCCAUCCCCUUGGGCGGACAGCAAAUGCCACAGGUCAGCCAGAACAAUAUUACCAUGAUGUCCUCCCCAUCUCCUGUCCAGCAAGCUCAGACUCCUCAGUCGAUGCCUCCACCACCGCAGCCGCAGCCGUCUCCUCAGCCUGGCCAGCCGACUUCUCAGCCAAACUCAAAUGUCAGCUCUGGCCCUGCUCCAUCACCCAGCAGCUUUCUCCCCAGUCCAUCUCCACAGCCAUCACAGAGCCCAGCAGCUGCACGAACACCUCAGAACUUUAGUGUCCCAUCCCCAGGUCCUUUAAACACUCCAGGAAAUCCAAAUUCUGUCAUGAGCCCAGCCAGUUCUGGUCAGUCAGAGGAGCAGCAGUAUCUGGAAAAACUCAAACAACUAUCAAAAUACAUUGAGCCACUCCGAAGAAUGAUCAAUAAAAUAGAUAAAAAUGAAGACAGGAAGAAGGACCUGAGUAAAAUGAAGAGUCUCUUGGAUAUCCUGACUGACCCUUCGAAACGGUGCCCCCUGAAGACACUGCAGAAAUGUGAAAUUGCUCUGGAGAAGCUGAAAAAUGAUAUGGCUGUGCCUACUCCACCACCUCCCCCAGUGCCCCCUACCAAGCAGCAGUACUUGUGCCAGCCCCUUUUGGAUGCUGUUCUGGCCAACAUCCGCUCCCCAGUCUUCAACCAUUCCCUGUACCGGACGUUCAUGCCGGCGAUGACCGCGAUUCACGGGCAGCCCAUCACGGCCCCCAUCGCUUCCCCUCGAAAGCGGAAAUAUGAAGAGGAUGAAAGACAGACCAUACCAAAUGUCUUACAAGGAGAAGUUGCAAGAUUAAAUCCUAAAUUCCUGGUGAACCUGGACCCUUCACACUGCAGUAAUAAUGGCACAGUUCAUCUCAUAUGCAAGCUAGAUGACAAGAAUCUUCCAAAUGUCCCUCCACUCCAGCUCAGUGUUCCAGCAGACUAUCCAGAUCAGAGCCCUCUGUGGAUAAAGAACCCCAGACAGUAUGCAGCCAAUCCCUUUUUGCAGUCAGUGUAUCGAUACAUGACUUCAAAACUAUUGCAGCUCCCAGACAAGCAUUCGGUCACAGCUCUCCUCAACACCUGGGCACAAAGCAUUCGUCAGGCCUGUCUCUCUGCUGCAUAACAGCUCACCUCCUAAAUCAUCAAGCAACAACAGCUGGCCUCUUCCACAUGCCACUGGAAAACCACACUAUGGGGAGGUUUACUUCAGAAGAAAGAAGCCUUAUGGUGUUUUGUUUCUAGGUUGUCAGGUUCAGUAGAGAACCUGAUGUUAGACUUAGUUUUUCAUGCUUUCUAUCUUCUGCCUCUGUGGACUUUUGCCAGCAUUUUCAGAUAUACAAAAUGUGUAUAUAUGGUUCUCAAGACUGUAUUUAGGGUGAGUUUUUAUUGUCUUCUUAGAGAAGAAAUUAUUUGUGGACUUCCAUCAGGGAGUCUGGUAUAAGAGGGGGUAGGGAAAAAUGUCCUCAUUUGCUUCAAAAUUUGCUCAGUGCCAGUAUUUCUUUCACAUUUUGUUUUGUGACCUGAUACUGCCCCAGAAAUAAAUGAGCUGUAGCACAAAUGUGCUUGCAAACUUC
Molecule: messenger RNA, 2989 nt
Organism: Poecile atricapillus (Black-capped chickadee)
Lineage: Eukaryota; Metazoa; Chordata; Aves; Passeriformes; Paridae
Gene: MED15
Product: mediator complex subunit 15
Exons: 18
Coding region: 121-2538 (805 amino acids)
Biological process (GO): regulation of DNA-templated transcription
Molecular function (GO): transcription coregulator activity
Source: RefSeq, a predicted model, not a curated record